Molecule: messenger RNA, 2815 nt
Organism: Magnolia sinica
Lineage: Eukaryota; Viridiplantae; Streptophyta; Magnoliopsida; Magnoliales; Magnoliaceae
Product: CSC1-like protein RXW8
Exons: 11
Coding region: 336-2576 (746 amino acids)
Cellular component (GO): plasma membrane
Molecular function (GO): calcium-activated cation channel activity
Source: RefSeq, a predicted model, not a curated record
ACUCGUCUCUCUCUCUCUCUCUCUCUCUCUCUCUCAAAUUCAUCUCUCCAAACCCAUCUCGAAUCCAUUUCCUUCUUGAAACCCAUAUCUGAAAUCUCAUCUCACGGUAGAAGAAACGGAAGAGAAGAAGAAGAAGACGUUCCAUCUUUCUCUUUCUCUCACGAAUCCAUCUCUGUCGGAGCUUCUGGACUUUUGCUUAUCGUAGAGUUUAAGUUGCUCUAGAAUACCUGCUUGCUUGACGAUGUCCCUGCAACUGGAGAAAUCCUUGAAGACUUCCCACUCUUGUUGUUCAUCUGCUAAAUGAUGCCUAUACUUUUCAUCUGUAGCGGACAGAGAUGAAUGUCUCUGCUCUUCUAACCUCUGCAGGCAUCAAUAUAGGCAUGUGCGGAUUGCUCUUGUGUUUUUAUUCCAUCUUAAGAAAACAGCGAGGCCUUGUCAAUGUGUACUUUGGGGGGAGGCUUCUUGCUCAAGAGAACAUUAUGCUUCCAGAUGCGUUUUGCUUCGAGAUGUUACUGCCUUCUCCCAGCUGGAUAUUGAAGGCCUGGAAAUCAACAGAGGAUGACGUCUUGGCUACUGCUGGGUUGGAUGCCGUGGUCUUCCUCAGACUGCUUGUUUUCAGUAUUCGGAUCUUCUCCAUUGCGGCAGUCAUUUGCUUGUUUCUCGUGCUCCCAUUGAAUUAUUAUGGACAGGAGAUGGUUCACAGGCAUAUUCCAUCAGAAUCGUUGGACGUAUUUACCAUUGGAAAUGUCAAGGAAGGAUCAAAAUGGCUUUGGGCCCACUGCUUAGCAUUAUACAUCAUAACAUUUUCGGCUUGCAUUCUUCUUUACUUUGAAUACCAAAAAAUUGCUGAGCUGAGGCUAGCACAUUUUACCGGAUCUCCUGCCAAUCCAAGUCAUUUUACAGUUCUUGUUCGUUCCAUCCCAAGAUCUACAGAAGAGUCAUUCAGUGAUGCUGUGAAGAAUUUCUUCAUGAAUUAUCAUGCAUCAAGUUACUUAGCACACCAAAUGAUUUAUCGGACUGGAAAAGUUCAGAGGCUGAUGAAUAAUGCAGAGAAGAUCUAUAAGAAGCUUGUAUAUGCAACACCCAGUUGUCUUUACCAGGAAUGUAGACCAAUGAGAGUACGAUGUGGUCUUUGUGGGGGAACCUCAUCUUCUUUUAAUUUAUAUUCAAAUGAACUUCAGCUUGCUGAGAGGCAUCCUGGUCUUGACCGUUUGGAUUCAUUAAAAGAAAAGGAAUGUGCUGCUGCUUUUGUUUUCUUCAAAACCCGGUAUGCUGCUGUUGUUGCCUCACAAGUUCUCCAGUCAUCAAAUCCCAUGUUAUGGGUCACUGACUUGGCUCCAGAACCGCAUGACGUUUAUUGGUCGAACCUCUGGCUCCCAUAUGGACAACUCUGGCUCCGUCGCAUUACAAAUCUUUUGGCUUCGAUUGUUUUCAUGUUUUUGUUUCUUCUUCCUGUCACAUUUGUUCAAGGUCUCUCUCAGCUAGAUAAGUUACAGCAGAUGUUCCCAUUUUUGAAAAGUAUUUUGAAUAAGACCUUUGUGAGCCAAGUGGUUACUGGUUACCUCCCAAGCGUCAUCUUACUAAUAUCCUUAUAUACUGUUCCGCCAACAAUGAUGAUAUUUUCAACAGUGGAAGGGUGCACAUCUCGUAGUGCAAGGAAAGUGAGCACAUGCUGCAAGGUCUUGUACUUCAUGAUCUGGAACGUAUUCUUUGUCAAUGUUUUAUCCGGAUCGGUCAUUAGUCAGCUGGAUGUCAUUUCUAAGCCAAAAGAAAUACCCACCCUACUUGCUAAAGCCGUACCAAGGCAGGCAACUUUCUUCAUCACUUAUGUUUUGACAUCUGGUUGGGUUAGUAUGUGCUCUGAAAUCAUGCAAGUGUUUGCUGUUGUCUAUAGCUUGUUCAUGAGAUUUGUUCUCAGACGCACCGACGAUCCAAAUUGGAUCAUAUCUUUUCCAUACCAUACGGAAGUUCCAAGAGUGCUAUUGUUCGGACUCCUUGGUUUCACCUGUUCCAUUUUGGCACCUUUAAUUUUGCCAUUCUUGCUGGUGUACUUUCUUCUUGGCUAUGUUGUGUACCGUAACCAGAUACUCAAUGUUUACCGUCGAAAAUACGAGACAGGAGGACAGUAUUGGCCUAUCAUGCACAACACGAUGAUUUUCUCGUUGGUGCUGAUGCAGAUAGUGGCCAUUGGGGUGUUUGGGAUGAAGGAAUCUACAGUAGCGUCUGGCUUCACCUUGAUACUGGUGAUGUUGACGCUCCUUUUCAAUGAAUAUUGCCGGCAGCGUUUUCGUCCCAUAUUUAAUGGUUAUGCUGCACAGGAUCUUAUUGAGAUGGACAGAAAUGAUGAGCAGUGUGGGCGUAUGGAAGAUAUACAUCGGCGGGUUCUCUCAGCCUACUGUCAACCUAAUGUAUGUGAAGGUGAGGAUUUAAAGCCUGAAGUGGGUGAGACUAGCCAGCAUUUGCAGGACAAUCUGGUUCACCCGACAGUGGGUGGGUUCCCAAUGUCUAGUAUACAAGGAGCGGCUACAUGGCUAUCUCUGCUGAUAACAUUACAAGAGAGAAAUGCGACGAAGUAAGUGGUUCGUGUGCUACUUUCAAAAGUAAACCCCACACAUUCUUUUGUAUAUAUUGCUGUUUGUUAAAUCCUUUUAUGGUUAUUGUGUGUUUUCUUCUUUAGUCAAUCACUUAGUGCCACUACUUGAGAUUCUUGAAAUGAGGUGACACACACACACACACAGGCUCCCCGGUGCUCUUAGGGGUCUGGAUUGAGGAUUACCAUGAUAAUGUAAUGAAAAAGUGCAAUGAUUGAAAGUUC